Prunus armeniaca (apricot) is the source of this 1284-nucleotide messenger RNA. Lineage: Eukaryota; Viridiplantae; Streptophyta; Magnoliopsida; Rosales; Rosaceae. The record is from the annotation of a GenBank genome assembly.
AUGGGUGUUCUUAGCAAUUUAUCUCCAUCUUCUUCUUCCCUUGCUGUUUUGCUUAUCACACUCACCACCCUGCAACUACUUGGAGCAGAAUCAAAGACCUUCUGGGGAGACAUAGAAGCUCUCAAGGAGCUCAAGAACGCUCUGGACCCCACCUCAGUGAGCCCAGGCUCAUGCAUAAGCUCAUGGGACUUCAAGCUCGACCCCUGCGACAAUCUUUUCAGCGACCGAUUCACCUGCGGCUUCAGGUGUGACCUGGUCGACUCAGCAACGAGUCGAGUCACCGAGCUCAGUCUCGACCAGGCCGGUUACUCCGGUUCGCUCUCUUCCAUCUCCUGGAACCUCCCUUACCUCCAAACCCUCGACCUCUCCAACAACUUCUUCUCCGGCUCAAUCCCCGACUCGCUCUCCAACCUGACUCGGCUGACUCGACUCGGUCUCUCCGGAAACUCCUUCUCUGGCUCCAUACCCGCAUCCAUCGGAUCACUCUCCAACCUCGAGGAGCUUUACCUCGACAGCAACAGUCUCCACGGCGCAAUCCCACCGAGUUUGAAUCGGCUGGCGAGCUUGAAACGACUCGAGCUCCAAGGGAACCAACUCAGCGGCGAGUUUCCCGAGUUGGGUUCUCUGCAAAACCUCUUCUACUUGGAUGCCAGCAACAACGCCAUUUCUGGGCAAAUCCCAUUAACCCUCCCGAGCUCUCUGCUCCAAAUCUCCAUGAGAAACAACAGCUUGCAAGGAACAGUCCCGGAAAAUAUCAAACACUUGGGUUUUUUGCAGGUGCUCGAUCUGAGUCACAACCAACUCGGUGGCUUUGUUCCCUCUUACCUCUUCGAGCACCCAUCACUCCAGCAACUCACUCUCUCUUUCAACCAAUUAUCGUCCGUACAGCCCCCAAUUUCUCUGGGCACCCAGAGCGAGAUGAUUGCCCUGGACCUCAGCAACAACCAGCUCAAAGGUCCCCUGCCAUCUUUCCUGCCCAUGAUGCCAAAGCUCUCUGCUUUGACAUUGGAGAACAACAAGUUCAUGGGUAUGAUUCCGACCCAGUACGCCUUCAAAGUGGCCGUACCCGGAUCCGGAGUCUCGGCGUUCGAGAGGCUGUUGCUGGGCGGGAAUUACUUAUUCGGACCCAUCCCGGGUCCGUUGCUGGGGCUCAAACCGGGUUCUGCAAAUGUGGGUUUGGCCGAUAACUGCUUGUACAGAUGCCCGAGAGUUUUCUUUUUUUGCCAAGGUGGUGACCAGAAAUCGCUUUCUGAGUGCAGAAGCUUCGGCCCAAUAAUCCCAUGA